AGGCCACUUCCUUCAACUGCUGAUCCUGCCUUUGCAGAGUCUCUUCUUCAGCACAAACUCUUGGAGUUCCUUCCCACAGCUCUCAGCCUAGGUAGCAGCCCAGGAACUGACCACUUCACCAUGCCACCAAAAAGGAAGUCGGCGGCCACCAAAUCAAAUGCUAAGCAGAGAAAGGUCAAAGUUGAGCCGGAGGAAGAUAAUGUCAAAUCCACUAUCGAAGCUCUAAAAGCUGCUCCCACCGUCAAGGCCAAAGCCAAGAUAGACGAGCACUGUCCACUGAGCAACACAUCGGCUGAGAUUCAUGAGGACUAUGACUGCAUGUUGAACCAAACCAACAUCGGAAACAAUAACAACAAGUUCUACAUCAUUCAGCUGAUCGAGCUCAAUGGCUCGUAUUACUGCUGGAACCGCUGGGGGAGAGUGGGAGAAGUUGGCCAAAGCAAACUGGGUUCUCCGGUCGCCCUGAACGUCGCUGUGAAAGAUUUUGAAAAGAAGUUCAAAGACAAGACCAAGAAUGACUGGGCAAACAAAGACUCUUUCGUGGCUCAUCCUGGAAAAUACACCAUGAUUGAAGUCCAGCAGGGCUACGAGGAAGCAACGAUUGUAAAGAACGACACUGUGGACGGAGGCACAAUUGUAAAUAAGAAAGUCAAACAUUGCACUUUAGACAAACCAACCCAGGAGCUGGUCACUCUUCUCUUUAGCCACGAUAUGUUCAAGGAGCAGAUGCAAACUAUGAAUCUUGAUGUGAAGAAGAUGCCUCUUGGAAAGUUGAGUAAGCAGCAAAUUGCCAAGGGUUUUGAUGCACUGGAUGAGAUUGAGGCAGCCUUGAAGCCAUCACCCAACAGAAAGCAGCUGGAGGAGCUGUCCUCAAAGUUCUACACCAUCAUCCCUCACUACUUUGGACGCAAUAGACCCCCAGUGAUUGAUACUUCGGAAGUGAUCCAAGCCAAAAGAGACAUGCUGCUGGUGCUUGCUGAUAUCGAGCUCGCCCAGAGUCUUCAAGCUGAGAAGGAGCAGAAAAUCAAGACUGAAGUGAUUGAGGAGGUUCCCCAUCCUCUGGAUGAAGAUUAUAACGUGCUGAAGUGUGACUUGCAAUUGUUGGCACCCAAUUCUGAAGAAUUCCAGAUGAUAAAGAAAUACGUGGAUGCGACUGGAUCCAGCUACAGACCAGUGAAAAUUAUCCACGUUUGGAAAUUGAACCGGGAUGGAGAGGGGUCACGGUUCAAGUCUCACGAUAACAUUGAGAACCGGCGCCUCCUGUGGCAUGGGACUAACAUUGCAGUUGUUGCUGCCAUUCUGAAAACAGGCCUGCGUAUCAUGCCACACUCGGGAGGGCGCGUGGGGUGUGGAAUCUAUUUUGCAUCGGAAAACAGCAAGUCAGCAGGAUACGUUGGUUUUACAUCCAAAAGCAUUGGCGUCAUGUUCCUGACGGAAGUGGCCCUGGGGAAGGAGCAUUAUAUCUUCCAAGACAACAGCCGCUUGAAAUCAGCUCCCAAAGGCUUUGACAGUGUCGUGGCUCGUGGUAACACUGAACCAGAUUGUUCUCAGGAUAAGGAGUUCAUUCUCGAAGGGAAGAAAGUGAUGGUGCCUCAGGGGAAGCCGGUAAAUAUCAAUGUGCAAAGCUCCUUUAGCCAGAGCGAGUAUGUCAUUUACAAGGAGAGCCAGGCUCGUCUUCGCUAUCUGUUACAAGUGAAGUACUGAGCAGCAUGGGAAUCCAACUCGUUUUCCAGGGAGCGUCGAGUCCCCUUCACUGAAGGAUCAAUAUCAUGUUUAUUUUCUGCUGUGGUUUGGUUACCCCCACUGCACUAUGCUAGCACUGGCUGCUUUAACCAUUGUUGCUUCUAUGCAUGACAGACUGUAGUAAUUUUAAAGAGCUUCUAUCUGAAAAAUAUGAGAUGAAACUGAACCUGAAGUGCUUUAGGUUUUGGGGUCCUCUUCCAUUGAGUCAGCAGGCAGUUUGACUUCAAUUGUAGCCCACAGUGCAGCCACUGUAAUCCUUAUACUUAGAUAUUGACUGAAACUAUCAGCAUCAUGUUGGUGCUGGCUUUAAAUGGUAUACUGUAUAAUGACUAACAGGAGCAUUACAACCCAUGGCCCAUUUGUCCUUUACUAAAAACUGCUGUUGGUGUCUAAGCAACGAGGAGAACUGACAGGCUUCGAACUCUACUCAAUCCUUACCAAGUUCCACUGACAAACACCCUGAACUGACCGGCCUAGCCGCUAAGCCGCUCUCACCAGACCACACUGAGUGACUCAUUGUUAGACUAUGCCUCUGGGCCUGUCUCUCCGGGCUCCACUAAGUAACCCACUGAACUGACAGGCCUAGCCCCAGGCCUCUCUCACCAGGCCAUACUGAGUAACUCACUGAACUGACAGGCCUAGCCCCUAUGUCUCUCUCACCAGACCACAUUGAGUAAUUCACUGAACUGACAGGUCUAGGCCUCUCUCAUUGGGCCACACUGGAUAACUCACCGAACUGACAGACCCACCCCCUAGGCCUCUCUCCAGGCCCUGUUGAGUAACUCACUGACAGGCCUAGAUCUGAUGCCUCUCUCCAGGCCACACUGAAUAACUGACAGAACUGAUAGCUUGCUUGGUGAGGCCUCCCUCAUGGGCCACAUUGAUGUGAUGGGGCCACUCUAGCUCAUGCAUUCUGCACCACAUUGGGAAAUGGUGGUAAAAAUCACUUUUGCCGACUGUAGGCUGACAGCAUAAAAGCUGGACAUGUCCCUCAUUAGUAUGAGUAACUUGCCUCUCGCUGGAUUCUCGGUCAGAUUUGACAUGCGUUUCACCCCACCCUGCUUGGUUAUGGUGUUGUUUUCUGAGGAACCAGUCUGCGUUCCCUAACAAACUCCCACAGACUCAAGGAGACCUGCAAUUUAUUGAAAUGUAUGAAUGGGAGAAUGAGGUGCUGCUCUCCCACGAUUCAGAUGAAUUCAGCUGCAAAUAUUUUUGCAUGAGAAAUUCAAAUACAUGACUGACUCUUUAAUUAAUCCAUCUGGAUGGCAGACUGAUCCCAUCUGCCUGCAGUCCCUCACCCAACUGUUUGUCUGGAGAACUGGUAUCUGCUGUGCACCACUGUAAUGGCUGCUCAAAGCCUCUGUAAGAGUAUACCUUGUCAUUGUAGAACGGAGGUAGGAUAAUGCAGGCCCAACUUUGGACUGGAGUCUGUGAUUUGACAUUGGUCGCAAUGAAAGUUUGGUUCCUCUGCUUCAUUUGAGAUUGUGGCUUAACAGAUUCCUUCUGCUGUGGGCUCAGUCGCAGAAACUGAAGCUGUCCCCAGUCUACUGCCAUUACCUGGAGAGGGGUGAAGGUUAAAGAUUGGCCUUGUCUGACUGUGGUAAAGGCCUCUGUGAAAGGCAGUGGGGUUUCAAUAGUAGAUCUGACAGCACGUGCUCACUGUGUAAGGCAUUGAACUGAGGUUGCUUUAGUAGAGAGUGAGUGACACAGAAUAAUCUCUUAUCCUUGACCCUGUGACUCUAUUGGAAGCUGUGAUUCACCUUGCACUGUGGAAGAUUUUUGAUAUAACAGAUUGUAUCCUCAGGGUUGGUGAUUGUUACCACUGUGUUUACCUGAAAGUCCCAGUUUGCACUAUUAAAGGAUUCUAUUAUUCUGCGCACUACUCUAAACUGAA
This is a messenger RNA of Hemiscyllium ocellatum (epaulette shark), 3637 nucleotides long. RefSeq names its product poly (ADP-ribose) polymerase family, member 3 (gene parp3). Gene Ontology annotation, molecular function: NAD+ poly-ADP-ribosyltransferase activity. Lineage: Eukaryota; Metazoa; Chordata; Chondrichthyes; Orectolobiformes; Hemiscylliidae. The record is from RefSeq and is a predicted model, not a curated record. The coding region runs from base 121 to 1704 and encodes 527 amino acids. Gene Ontology annotation, cellular component: site of double-strand break. The transcript has 11 exons.